Molecule: messenger RNA, 378 nt
Organism: Nycticebus coucang (slow loris)
Lineage: Eukaryota; Metazoa; Chordata; Mammalia; Primates; Lorisidae
Product: transcription initiation factor TFIID subunit 13-like
Exons: 1
Coding region: 1-378 (125 amino acids)
Biological process (GO): transcription by RNA polymerase II
Cellular component (GO): transcription factor TFIID complex
Molecular function (GO): protein heterodimerization activity
Source: RefSeq, a predicted model, not a curated record
AUGGCAGAUGAGGAGGAAGACCCUGCUUUCGAGGAAGAAAAUGAAGAAAUUGGAGGAGGUGCAGAAGAUGGACAGGGUAAAGAAAGAGACUUUUUUUCUGAAGAAUUGAGAUGUAUGAUGUAUGGUUUUGGAGAUGACCAGAAUCCUUAUACUGAGUCAGUAGAUAUUCUUGAAGACCUUGUCAUAGAAUUCAUUACUGAAAUGACUCACAAGGCAAUGUCAAUUGGAAGACAAGGUCAAGUACAAGUUGAAGUACAAGUACUAGUCUUCUUGAUUCGAAAGGACCCCAAGUUUGCUAGGGUUAAAGACUUGCUUACUAUGAAUGAAGAAUUGAAACGGGCUAGAAAAGCAUUUGAUGAAGCAAACUAUGGAUAUUGA